Messenger RNA from Exophiala viscosa, 1714 nucleotides. Its product is annotated as adenylosuccinate lyase. The coding region runs from base 66 to 1517 and encodes 483 amino acids. Gene Ontology annotation, cellular component: cytosol. Gene Ontology annotation, biological process: 'de novo' AMP biosynthetic process. Gene Ontology annotation, molecular function: N6-(1,2-dicarboxyethyl)AMP AMP-lyase (fumarate-forming) activity; (S)-2-(5-amino-1-(5-phospho-D-ribosyl)imidazole-4-carboxamido) succinate lyase (fumarate-forming) activity. The transcript is spliced from 2 exons. The record is from RefSeq and is a predicted model, not a curated record. Lineage: Eukaryota; Fungi; Ascomycota; Eurotiomycetes; Chaetothyriales; Herpotrichiellaceae.
AAAUAUUCCUCAGGGCAAACGUGCAGCAGGUGACACUGAGUUGCUUCUAGGUUUCACGGGCCAAAAUGUCCUACGAUGAGUGGCAGAGCCCCCUGGGCGGUCGAUAUGCCAGCAAAGAAAUGCUCAAGCUUUUCUCAGCACGCACUCGUGCUUCUACCUGGAGACAAUUAUGGAUCUGGCUGGCCGAGGCCGAGAAGGAAAUGGGGCUUGACAUAUCUGAGGAAGCUAUCACGCAAAUGGAAGCCGCCAAAGUCAUGUCAGAUGAAGACUUCCAGGUCGCCGCCGUCGAGGAGAAGCGACGUCGACAUGAUGUUAUGGCUCAUGUCCACGCUUUUGGUGAGCGAGCUCCUGCUGCCGCCGGCAAAAUCCAUCUGGGCGCUACGUCUUGCUACGUCACAGAUAAUGCAGACUUGAUAUUCCUACGAGACGGGUUGUCACUUCUCCUCCCAAAGAUCGCCAAGUGUGUCAAGAAGCUCUCCGAUUUUGCGGUCGAGUACAAGGCCAUGCCCUGCCUAGGUUACACCCACGGCCAGCCCGCUCAACCCAUCACUGUUGGUCGCAGGGCAAUCCAGUGGAUUGAGUCUCUGUUGAUGGAUUUGAGAAAUAUCGAACGGGCCAGAUCCGACCUCCGCUUCAGAGGAGUCAAGGGUACCACCGGCACCCAAGCUUCCUUCCUAGAACUUUUCCAUGGAGACCAUGCAAAGGUCAAGCAGUUGGAUGAGCUUGUCACCAAGAAGGCCGGGUUUCAGAAAAGAUCCAUCCUCUCAGUGCAAACGUACAACCGCAAAAUCGACUUUGACAUUGCUAACGCAUUGGCGUCCUUUGCCACUACCUGUGAACAUAUCGGCACAGACAUUCGCCACCUGGCAAUGGUAAAAGAACUUGAAGAACCGUUCGAGAAAGACCAGAUUGGAUCCUCCGCCAUGGCGUACAAGCGUAACCCUAUGCGGUCAGAACGGAUGUGCUCUCUCGCCAGAAAGCUGACUACCCUGCCGCAGGGGUUUGCUGCAACGUAUGCACACCAGUGGUUUGAACGUUCACUGGACGACUCUGCAAUUCGCCGAAUCGAUAUUCCAGAAAUGUUCUUGCUCGCAGAUGCCUUGUGUAUCUUGCUCGAGAACGUCUCGUCAGGUCUGGUUGUGUAUCCCGCCGUGGUCAAUGGCCGGCUGCAACAGGAGCUGCCUUUCAUGGCGACAGAGACCAUGAUCAUGCGCAUGGCCGAGAAAGGUGCUAGCAGACAAGAGACCCAUGAACAGAUCCGAGUACUAUCGCACCAGGCAGGCGCUGUUGUCAAGCAAGAGGGUCAGGCCAAUGAUCUGGUUGAGCGUAUCCGGAAGGAGAAGUUCUUUGAACCCAUUUGGAGCGAAUUGACGGAAGAUGAUCUGCUAAAUCCCGCCAAAUUCAUCGGUAGAUCUCCUGAACAGGUCGAGGAGUUCGUCGAGGAAGAGGUCGAGCCAGCAUUGGAACAUUAUAAGAACCAGAUCCAGAGCAGCCGUGCUGCAGAACUCAACAUCUAAGCAGUAGUCAUGGUGUCUGUUCGAGUGCUAUGGCGGGACUGUCUUCUGACCUUGGACAAGUAGAGAAUUUGAUACCCUUUAGAUCACAUUCAGGAAUCUGCGAUCUCAUGGAUCCUCUGCCACAUUCUGCGUUGUUCCUCCAUUUUCGCGUCAUAAUUUGCACCAUUCACCGACGUCCCACUUGCCUGUGCGAAAGU